GUCCGUGACUGUGCGCCGCGAAGCCGCUGCCGCUAUGCCGGUCACUGGGAAGACCUUCCGCCGGCGCCGGGCCGACUCUGAGUCGGAGGAAGAUGAGCAAGAUUCGGAGGAGGUUAGAUUGAAGCUGGAGGAGACCCGAGAGGUACAGAACUUGAGGAAGAGGCCCAACGGGGUGAGUGCUGCCGCCCUGCUGGUGGGCGAGAAGGUACAGGAAGAGACCACUCUAGUGGACGACCCCUUCCAGAUGAAGACGGGCGGCAUGGUGGACAUGAAGAGGCUGAAGGAAAGGGGCAAAGAUAAGAUCAAUGAGGAGGAUGACCUGCACUUGGGGACAUCGUUUUCUGCAGAAACCAACCGGAGGGACGAGGACGCAGACAUGAUGAAGUACAUCGAGACGGAGCUGAAGAAGAGGAAGGGGAUCGUGGAGCACGAGGAGCAGAAGGUGAAGCCCAAGAACGCGGAGGACUGUCUGUACGAGCUCCCCGAGAACAUCCGCGUGUCCUCGGCCAAGAAGACGGAGGAGAUGCUGUCCAACCAGAUGCUCAGCGGCAUCCCCGAGGUGGACCUGGGCAUCGAUGCUAAAAUCAAAAACAUCAUCUCCACGGAGGACGCGAAGGCCCGCCUGCUGGCAGAGCAGCAGAACAAGAAGAAAGACAGCGAGACGUCCUUCGUGCCCACCAACAUGGCCGUGAACUACGUGCAGCACAACCGAUUUUAUCACGAGGAGCUCAACGCUCCCACCCGGAGGAACAAAGAAGAGCCCAAGGCGCGGCCCUUGCGUGUGGGCGACACGGAGAAGCCGGAGCCGGAGCGGUCCCCGCCUAACCGCAAGCGUCCAGCCAACGAGAAAGCCACUGACGACUACCACUACGAGAAGUUCAAGAAGAUGAACAGGCGGUACUGAGGCUGCUGCGAGGCCGUGCGGAGCCCACUGCUUCCCCACAGCACAGUCCCCAGACAGAGAGCGCGGCUGCUGCCGCCGCCAGGGGUGUCAGCCACUGACUGGGACCUUUUGCAGCAAGGCGAUGUGUAGCUGCCCCAUUGGAGGCAAACUUAUUUCCUAUGAGCAUAUUAAAUUUUGUUUGU
Fukomys damarensis (Damara mole-rat) is the source of this 1086-nucleotide messenger RNA. It is a transcript of the gene CUNH9orf78, whose product is annotated as chromosome unknown C9orf78 homolog. Gene Ontology annotation, biological process: mRNA splicing, via spliceosome. The transcript is spliced from 9 exons. Gene Ontology annotation, cellular component: spliceosomal complex. NCBI's taxonomy places the organism in Eukaryota, Metazoa, Chordata, Mammalia, Rodentia, Bathyergidae. Bases 35 to 904 code for a protein of 289 amino acids. The record is from RefSeq and is a predicted model, not a curated record.